Thalassophryne amazonica is the source of this 1466-nucleotide messenger RNA. It is a transcript of the gene ctsd, whose product is annotated as cathepsin D. The coding region runs from base 74 to 1264 and encodes 396 amino acids. Gene Ontology annotation, biological process: proteolysis. The transcript is spliced from 9 exons. The record is from RefSeq and is a predicted model, not a curated record. Gene Ontology annotation, molecular function: aspartic-type endopeptidase activity. Gene Ontology annotation, cellular component: lysosome. Lineage: Eukaryota; Metazoa; Chordata; Actinopteri; Batrachoidiformes; Batrachoididae.
AUCGGUGUGUUGUCGCUAGCGGCUCAAAUUGCUCAGUCAUUCUGUUAUUCCGUGAGAACCAUUCGGCUGUGAAAUGAGGGUUUUGUUUUUAUUUAUUUUCGCGGCGUUGUCGCUCACCAGCGACGCUCUGGUUCGGAUUCCCUUAAAGAAAUUCCGUUCCAUCAGACGCGAGUUGACGGACUCUGGGAAAAGAAUAGAGGAGCUUCUUGGUGACAAACACUCUAUUAAGUACAACCUUGGCUUCCCAUCCAGUAAUGAUCCCACUCCAGAAACCCUAAAGAACUAUCUUGAUGCCCAGUAUUAUGGAGAGAUUGGUCUUGGUACUCCUCCUCAGCCCUUCACUGUGGUGUUUGACACAGGUUCCUCCAACCUGUGGGUUCCUUCCAUUCACUGCUCCUUGUCAGACAUUGCAUGCUUGUUGCACCAUAAAUAUAAUUCUGCCAAAUCGAGCACAUAUGUGAAGAAUGGUACUGACUUUUCCAUCCAAUAUGGAACGGGGAGUUUGUCGGGGUACCUCAGUCAAGACACAUGCACAAUUGGAGACCUUGCAGUAGAUAAACAAACUUUCGGGGAGGCCAUCAAGCAGCCAGGAGUGGUGUUCAUUGCAGCCAAGUUUGAUGGCAUUCUCGGCAUGGCCUACCCAAGCAUUUCCGUGGAUGGGGUGGAACCAGUGUUUGACAACAUCAUGCGCCAGAAGCUGGUUGAGAAGAACCUAUUCUCCUUCUACCUGAACAGGGACCCAGAAUCUGAGCCUGGUGGUGAACUUCUGCUGGGAGGAAUGGAUCCAAAGUACUACACUGGUGACAUCCACUACGUCAGCGUCACCCGGCAGGCAUACUGGCAGAUCCACAUGCAUGGGAUGGUGGUGGGCAGUCAGUUGAGCCUGUGUAAAGGAGGCUGUGAGGCCAUUGUGGAUACUGGGACGUCUCUGAUCGCUGGGCCCUCUGCUGAGGUCACUGCCCUCCAGAAGGCCAUCGGAGCCAUCCCACUCAUCCAGGGACAGUAUAUGGUGAAGUGUGACAAGGUUCCAACGCUGCCCAUCAUCACCUUCAACAUGGAUGGACAGGCCUACACUCUGACCGGAGAGCAGUACAUCCUCAAGGAGUCCCAGGGUGGACAGACCAUUUGUCUGAGUGGCUUCAUUGGCCUGGACAUCCCUGCCCCGGCCGGCCCCCUGUGGAUUCUAGGAGACGUGUUCAUUGGCCAGUAUUACACCAUCUUUGACAGAGAAAACAACAGGGUCGGCUUUGCCAAGUCCAAAUAAUCAGAAGUAGCAAAAGGAGCCAAGUUGGAUGGCCAAGUCGCCGGUGUUGCACAUGCCUGUUGCUUUUCAAUCAUUCACUAUUUAGCAAUAGACCCAAAAUGCACUGAUGGAGCAAUGUUCAAUAUUUUACAAUGCAAGACAUCUUACAGGUUGGAGACUUGAUUUAUUGUAAUGUAUCAUCAAGAAUCUGCUGAAUGCACAG